Messenger RNA from Strigops habroptila (Kakapo), 9455 nucleotides. RefSeq names its product ST3 beta-galactoside alpha-2,3-sialyltransferase 6 (gene ST3GAL6). Gene Ontology annotation, biological process: glycolipid biosynthetic process. The record is from RefSeq and is a predicted model, not a curated record. Lineage: Eukaryota; Metazoa; Chordata; Aves; Psittaciformes; Psittacidae. Gene Ontology annotation, molecular function: beta-galactoside alpha-2,3-sialyltransferase activity. The transcript is spliced from 11 exons. Bases 3873 to 4862 code for a protein of 329 amino acids.
UCACUCUGCUUGGCAAAUAGCACUUCCUAAUGUGCUCACCGUUUCAGAUUGCAUUGGAUUGGCUGGCAGGGAGGCUGUCUCAGCCUACCCAGGCUACCUCCAUGGCAUUUCUUGUGUCCUAUGCUUUGUUUGCUUGUGUCCUCUCUCCCAGGCAGAGUACAGCAGCACUGCACAGCCUAGGGCAGGAGAAAGCACUCUGCACUUCCCAGAAAAAACAGUCCCUAGGGAUCAUGAGAGCAGUUCUUUGACCAGGUCUUGAAAAAGUGACCUUGAACUAGGUGGGGGUUGCAUGCUGUGAACUCAUGACAUGCUGUGGGUUCUGAUGAGAUGUCCUACAGCAACUAACCAGAUUUUUUAAAGCUCCUGGGACAGGCUUUAGCAAGUUGUCUCCUGGCAAAGAGUCUCUGGAAGAAAUAUCAUGCAAUCACACAUUGGUGACUAAACAAGCUACGUGAGGCCUGGUGCUUACUGCAGCUUGAGCAGUCAGUGCAGUGGAGAGCAGUCCCCUGUCAUCCAGGGCACAGGGACUGAGAGAAACUCUACAAAUAGAGUUGUGCUGAGACAGGUUUUGGAGCUCAGUAGCAGAGAUUUGGGCAUGUAUGGGACUUGGUGCUGUUCUCAUGGUGUGACAUAAAGAAGAUUAGGAUCGGGCUGUGAUGGUAGGUAGUAAAGGUGGAAAAUGAGUGGAGAAGGGACGUUGUGACAGUCUGUAUUUCUGUAAAUGCAUUAAUCUCCUACAGUAAUUAAUAAAGGGGGACAGUUCUGUUGCAUUUUAAUUCUAAGACCAGAGGUGUAGUCUAUGAUAGACUGAAUAGUGCAUUAUGUACAGAGCCUGAUUAGUCAUCUUGCUUAUUGGGUUGCUGGAGAGGAAAUCACUUUCAUGAUGCUGCAACUUUCCGUUCUGUUUAUUCCAUAUUCUCCUCAGUUUUGCUUUUCCCAUGUUCAACAGUUUUUCCUUCCACUUCCUGUAAUUUUUCUCUUUGUUUUCUCCAGUUUUUCAAGCUAGGUAUAGCCUGACUGCAACAUUGUUUUUUAGUUUAGUAGUGGCUCAGGAGGUACAUAGUUCCUCCAGGAGGUAAAAUAUGACUCCAUUUUAUUUAGAUUCAUUUUAGUUAUUUUGCAUUUAAAGGUUUCUGUGGCUUUUAGGCUUGGUUUGGGAGAGGUUUGUGUCUUGGGAGAGUUGAUUUUGAACUGAAAUAGCAAAAAAAACCUGUUGACUUUUUGGUCACAUGCAUUGUUUUUGCUUGCAGGAGCAUUCAUUUGCCUUCCUACUAGUCAUCCUCUUCCAAAGCAUUUUGAAGGCUACUCAUUGUUGUCAAAUCAUUGCUGAUACCAUUUGUGUGCAAUAGACUAUAUCCCAGAGAAGUGAUUCCAUAUACUUUCUGCCAAAUAAAUUCAUCAGUGUUGCAGAUGAGUUACUAACUUCUUGCUUGUGCAGGUCAUUUUGAAAAUACCAAGGAGCUAAACUUUUUUUUGCACUAUAUUAAUUGUUCAAAUUGCCAUUGAAUCCUUGGAUUUAGUUCAACAUAUUUAGAUGACAACAAACACCAGCUUUCAUUCUGUUGAUGGUCUUGGGCAGCUACAGUUGCCAGAAGAUACUGAAGUGAGAUUACAUUAUUACAAAUUAGACUAUUGUAUUACUUGACCAAAGUAGUUAGAAUUUGGGAUUUUGCAGUUUAUUGCAGAUAGAAAUGUAUUCGGGUGUCUUAGAUACAAUCUUUUGAAUUUCUUACACGUGCUGCCUUUAAGCAAUGGAGUAAAACUGAGCAACAGGUCCUCUGUUCACAGCAGUACAUCACUUAUGGACUUUGGCUGCAAAUGUGAAUGCUUAGAUCUUCCUAGCCCUAAACACCUUGUGCAAGACUUGCAGAAAACUGACAAGCAUAUAAUUUACAGCCAGCUGUAAAAUCAAAUGGCUUCUAAGUCAUCACAUAGUAUCCUCAUAGGAACAUUGCAUAUGUCUAACUAGCUUCAGAGGUGCAUUGGUGACUUGGGUUUGUCUUCUCUGAGCCAGUGGCUCAGCCCUGCUAACAGCACGUUCCAUGUUCUUCACCUCUCUGUUUUUCAGCCUGCCCAAAGAUCCAUGCUAGACUGUUACUAAUACCCAGGUAAGCUAGUGUGAAAUGAGCUCAUGCCCAUGAACUCAUGCACAAAAGAUGCAGCUGCAGCACAUGCAUCCUGUCUGGAACAGAGGCAGGAAUAGCAUCCAUUUCCUCAAGGUUUCCUACACUCCUGUGUGGUGAAUAGUCUCAGCAUCUUGUUCUGCAAAAAUCUGGCACAUCCUGAGAGUAAGUUCAUCCUGUAUCCUAAACAAAGGCGAGGCCAUGCAAAAUAAAGCAAGGCCAGCACAAAAUAAUACUGGGCUACAUAAUUUAAGACUGAGUAUGAGCAAGGGGACGGAUGUGAAGUCACAUAACCCAUCUUCUGGUAUUUCCUAAUUUCUGACUCUUUCAUUGUGCAACCUUAAUGCUUUUAGUUGAUUUUGUGCCUAUAAUACUUAGGUGAGUUCAAGGGUAAGGACAGAAGAGAUGAGGGCUAAUAGGAAAAACAUAUAGCAGAGUUAAACUAAUUUUAGAAGGCAGAUAAUUUAGCUAUAUACUUUGAAGCAACCAGGUUUUGUAAAGACCAGGAUGUGAAGGGUGAAGACCUGAGGAAUCUCUUGGGAGAAGGGGGCAAAUGUAUGAAGGUAUUUUCAGCUCAAGGGAAGACAAAUUACAGAGGACCAAACUUUGGUUCCCAGCCUAGAACACACUAAAAGCCAUCUCAGCAGGCCACAGACUGGGAUAGUCCCUUAAGAAUAGCCAAAAUUUCCCUGCUUUUAAUCUGUUAUUUUUAUUACAUGUAGGCUGUAUAAAACUGGUGCUGAGAACAGAUUCCACCUCUGGUCAUUCCCAGUGAUAGCCACCAAAACCCCAAGAGCUGCUCUUCCGAUAAAGGACGCAUCUUGUUCUGAUACAAUGCUAAAGCGAUACCACAAGCUCCCUAAAGCAUCAUAUAGAACAUUGUUGGGUUAAAAGUGGUCAGGAUCACGUCUGAAACAGGAGAGAACAAUUAGAUUAUUAUCAACCCCUCGGACUUCUUCUAGCAAAAUACCACGUUGACGCAGCUCAUAAUUCCACAUAAACUGAUAUUUUUUUUCCUACUCCCUUUAUCACUGACAAUUACUUAUUAACCUUCAUUUUCAAACAGUAACACCCAGUCCCGUGUGGCUGGCUGUCUAGUGUGAAGAGUUUUCCAGGAGCCCCAUGACUCCCUCUUGGGCUGGUCAUACAGGGUGGGGUUCCAUUUCGGGGGCUCCUCAGGGGAGUAGUUGAUCCCUUAAUGGCUUUCAAGGGGUUUGGCUGGAAGGGGGCGAGGUACUUGGGGAGGUAGAAUCCUGCGCCUGAAAUAACCGCUGUGGGUUUCAAGCUUGCUUGGUUUCCCCCUCCCCCUUUCUCCCCUAGGUGACAAUCAGUUUGUGAAUUAGCUGUUAAUUCCUGGAGGCUGAGGAGGCGCUGGCGGGGUGGGAAGGCUCUGCCCCCCGCUUUGUGGGUCUCCCGCCUCCCCUGGGCUGGCGGGGCGGGCGCGGAGGGAACGGCUCCGGCCCCGGGGAGGAGGAAAGAGGAACAGUGGCUACAGCUGGAAGUCAGUCAGAGAAGAUACGGUCAUUACUGGGGGGAGACGGAGCAGCGCUUUAGUUUUUUUCACACGGGGCUCAGCUGCAACCAGCCCUCCUCUUCAUCCUUAUGGUAAACACCGCCGGGCGGGAGUAAGGCUGAAGCGACUGACGGGCUGCCUAUAACAGCCUGAGGAGCCCUGAUAAGCGGCGAGUCCUGUCCUCUUGGUUCAGAUGACUUAAAACAUCUGGUGUGCUGACAAUUGGUCUACCAGUCAUGAAACGAAUUCUUCUGUUUUUUAUCCUGGCUGCUGCUGUUAUGUAUGGUAUACUGCAUGGAAAUCUGUGGAGAAAUAACCUCUACUGGCUGCCACCUACAGCUGUGGAGAGAAGGAACGCACUGGAUACUUGCCUCCUGAAACCAGCAUUUGAAUCUUUACUGGGUGUUGACAAAAUAUACCCGUUCCUGUGUGCUAAUGAUUUUAUCAGAGUGGCGGAGUUCCACGGGAGCGAUAAGUUUGAACUACCUUAUGGAAUAAAGAGAGCAGAGCAAUUCUUUCGUUUAGCCCUUUCAAGACUGCAGAAUUGUGGACUUUUCAAUGAAGAUGACAGCAUUGCCUGUCGCCGGUGUGUUGUGGUCGGUAAUGGAGGAGUACUUCGAAAUAAGACAUUAGGGGAGAAAAUUGACUCGUAUGAUGUGAUAAUAAGAAUGAAUAACGGCCCUGUUAUAGGAUACGAAGAUGAUGUUGGGAGGAGGACGACUUUCCGCCUUUCUUACCCGGAAUCCAUCUUCUCAGAUCCGAUCCACUAUGACCCUAAUACGACUGUUGUUCUUAUUGUCUUCAAACCGCGUGACUUGAAGUGGCUUUGGGAGAUACUGGGUGGUCAGAAAGUAAGUGCUAAAGGCUUUUGGAAGAAACCAGCUCUGAACAUGAUAUACAAAUCUAGUCAAAUCAGGAUUCUUGAUCCCAGCAUCACCAGAAAAACAGCUUAUGAAUGGCUUCGUUUCCCAACAAGGUUUCCCAAGAAGGAGAAACCCAAGCAUCCAACAACGGGGCUAAUUGCCAUUACACUAGCAUUUCACAUAUGCCAUGAAGUUCACCUGGCAGGCUUCAAGUAUGAUUUCACUGACAGAAACAGUUCUUUGCACUACUACGGCAAUGACACAAUGUCUCAGAUGAUGCAGAAUGAAUACCACAACAUCAAUGCUGAGCAGAAAUUUUUGAAGAAGCUUAUAGACAAGAACUUUGUGGUCAAUUUGACGUGAGAGCUGAAUGGAACAUAUGAAGAACAAUCACUAUUUUCAAGAUUUGAAAAAAAAAUAUAUUUUUUGUAUGACAUUUUUAUUUUUUAAGUGCAGCAUAACUGUUUACUGUUUAAAAGAAACACAGAAACCUCACUAAGGCAGAAGCUUCUUCUAAGCCCGAGGGUAAAAGACUAUUGCAAACAGUUAACUGAAUUUCUGUGAAGCUAUUUAAUAAUGGGAAAACCAUGAAACUUUCAGCUGAAACUAUCAGGGAUAUAUAAAAAUGUGAUGCAUAUCACUUAUUUAUCAACAAGAACUCUUUUCAAAACAAUUACUUCUCUGGAAUACUUUUGUUUCUGAUGUUGUCCUCCAAAAGAGUUACACUGUCAAAAGACUCAGACAACCAGUGUUUAAUUAGUAGAUGGAUGUAAAGUCUUGAAUGUCUCUCCUGUAGUACGAAAAUGGCUUUAAAGCAAUGCCUAUAAAUCCUUACUGUGUGUCUGGGAGAAGGGGGAACACACAGAGUGUGCAGGUUUUGUUCUGCCCUACUCCUGAGGAGGGGAUGUCCAUCUUCAGCAAAGAAGCCACAGCUGCUGCACUGGCCACCAGCUCUGAACAGUGGUCUGACUUUGCCAAAGGUGGAGACCCUUCAGCCUGAUUCGUGGAGGUGUUGGUAUUGACAGUGUUUGUGGCGUACCCAGUUUAUGGAAAAUCAUACUCUCCGUCCUGUGCAUCCAAUAAAUUUUGCAGUCUGUGACUUGGAAAAGAGGGAGUAUGAAGACUGAAGAAUUGUCCUAACAGCCUCCUCCAGACCACAAUGGAAACUUGAGCUGGGACAGAGAUGUUCAUACCCAAGUUUAAACUCAGAGCCGAUGCUUGUUGGAUUCCUAGAUCUCUAGGACAGCAUCUCUUACAUCUUCCUGUUUGCUCCCCAAGAAUCAAGGUGUAUUUUUCCAGACCAGCACAAUCUCCUUUCUCAGAUGCUGUAAUGUGCUUCCACCUUUGAAAUGCAUCAAUUUGAGCAAUGAAUGUUUCCAUUUUUGGAGUAGAGUGUGCUUGGGAAUACCAAGAUGUGCCUCAGCUGAAUUAUCACUUGGCUUCUGUUUACCUCUCCUGUCUUGACACUUAGGUUUAAAGGAUGUGGCUGAACUAAAUCAUUUAGUGGGUUUUAAUUGAAACAUGUAAUGGGACAUUUAUGUUUUCUGUAUUGGUUUGUCUCAGACAAGCCAGCUGAGUAAGUUAAAUCUGCCUGGAAGUGCCCUUGGCAGCUAUCAAAGCAGAACAAGUAAUGUGCUGUUCCAGUUUAUCAUAGGGUGUAUUAUUUUUUUUAAAUUGUGGCAGAUUUGCAGAUCUUGUGGUUAUCUUGAUCAGUCACACCUAAAGAAAGUACACUGAAGUCCACUUCAAAAAGAAAAAAAGACAUCUUUAAAGUUGGUAGAAAAACCUUUGCUGCUUUUUAAUAGUUAUAUAGAGAGUUUUAGUACAGUUAGGAACAGUCCAAACAAUUAAGAGAUGAAUACAAACCUCUGGCAGGUCGAGAGCACAGUAUUUGUUUUCCUAGAAGCUGAGGGUUACGAGAGUACCGAAUGCAAUUUCUUUGCUGCAGCAACCUAAAGGAAUAAGCACUGAAGUGACCAAAGAGUCAUCUUUCUUUUUUCCUGUUUCUCUUGCAGAGUGCAAUAGGCAUUUAAACCCCCCACCUUCCUGUAGUUGUCAUGUCCAGCUUCAGCUCCUUGGCUCUGCUGUUUGGGAAUCAGGGUAGUGUGAUUUGGGGGGUAGCCACAGCCAAAAGAGGAGGAGGCUUGUGCAUUCACCUAAUGAUUCCUGAGCUUUGGUCCCUUUCAUGCAAACGGACAUAUCUGAAAUAACUUUGAAUGUCAUAAGAAUCUGUGCCGGGAUGGAGGAGGGCCCAGACAUGUCCCCAGCAAGGGUCAGGCUGUGCCAUGGUGUCAUUUGGGCCCAGCUGCUGCAGGUGAUGAUGCAGGGGGUGGCCCCUUGUCCAGCCGUGCCCAGGACAAGGGCAUGGAGGAGAGUGGAACGCGUGAGGUCCUGGGGCUGCGGUGCUGGAAAUGGGGGAAACCAGAAUUUCUUCUCCAGGUGACAGAAGGGCUCUUAGUUGUUUCUUUUAAACAUGCAUAGUUUGGGGGAUUUGAGGAGAGAGUUGCUUAAAAUAUCUGAAUGCAAACAGGUGGGGUUUUGCAUCCACAAAAAGUGACACUGUGUCUUUGCCUUGACCGACAUUUAUUUCUCAUGGUAAUUUCAAUUAAUUAAAAAGGCUUGUACGUCAUUGCAGUCCCAGACCUGCAGUGAUUUAGACUACUGACAAUAGUAAUUCCACAGGGGAAAAAAUGCUGAGGUAAGGCUUUUCGCAAGAGCCGUGGUGUUGUCUGAGCUCUCUCUGCGUAGCAGUCCUUGGCAGAUCUCAGGCUGUUGAGAGCAGAGCCAGGCAGAAGUGGAGGGCUGCCUCCUGCCCCUCAAGAUCUGUGGUCGCUCCUAGAGCUGCCCCCCCCCAGCUCUGGGAUGGGCUGCAGCCAUGGAUCCAGCCACAUGCAUGUCUUGCAGUACACUGACCUUGAGGAUUUGGUCCAGGAGAGCUGUGGAAUUUGCCCUCUCUCCACAGUCCCUCAUUCUUGUGAUGGUGCUGGCUGUUUCCCUCUGCUUCUGCACCCCUGUCCCCAGUGGCAGGAGGUGGGUAGGGAGCUCUGCUUUUGAGGAUGUGUGUAUUUUCUAUGCUAUAUUGCCUCUCCAGAGAGAUUCUUCCCACUAAUCUAAACUGAUUCCUUCUCCUAAUUUUCCUAGGAGGUUGUCUGCUUUUUUGCGGGGCACGGGGUUUGUUCUGCUAUAAUUAGAAUCCAAACAAAGUAAUUGGAAAAAAGGCUUCAUGGCAAACAAAUGGUGUCCCCCAAACUCUUUUUACUUAGGCUCCUUCGCUCUUUUUCUACCACAUCAGCUUUUUUGGUCUCCCUAAUAAUUUUGGGGUUUUGUUGUUUUUGGUUUUGGUUUUUUUUUUUUGUUUGGGGUUUUUUUUUUAAUAAUGUUUUUUGUAUUCUCAGCACAUUGAACAUGCUGUCCACAAGCGUUUAUCCCUGACAGCCGCCCCUUUUUAUUGUAUUUCUUCUUAAUAAGCCUCCCCGUUUGUAUGACUGACUGACUAACUGGAAAUUAAGCAGUACUCCCAGGGAUAUUUUCCCCCUACUUCUGUGCUCCUGCAGGGAUGUCAAGUCCAUGUAUGCCAAGGUUACUGUCCCAGGGGUGGCUGGGGAACAUUUAGAGCCAACUUGUUCACUUGGGACCGAGAUGAGCUGGUAGUGUUGCUAAACCACAGGGUACUUUGGAAAGCACAGCUUUGCAAAGCAGGCCAGUAGCUUUUUCUUCAGUACCAAGCAGUGACCCAAGUGAUUAAUUUUCCCUCCUGUAAGAUGUUUUGGUAGGAUUCUGUGUACUCCAACCCUGCUUUAUCACCUGCUUCACACGAUCAUUUCUGCUACACUGCCUUGAGGAUGGGAGUGGCUUUUCCACCUGCUUCACACAGGCAGGAAUACCUGGGUGAGUGAUGGUGCCUGUUCUGUCUGGGCACGUGUUUCCACAGGCAUUUUGCAGUACCAAAGACUUGCCUUGGGACUUCUGAGAAAAGCAGUAAUACUAACUCCAAACACUUAGAUCUUUUCUGAGAGUGAGCUGCUAUUAAGAUUUUAUUUUUCUAGUUUUGUCAUUCCUGUAGGCGAAAUCUCUCCUCUGAAACUUCCCUUUAACAACUCCCAUUUCUUUUCAUCACAUCAUCUGCAAAGCUUUCAAUUUUGAAUCCCAGGGUGCUGCCAGCUUUAUUUCCAUGUGUGGUCACAGCGUAACUGUACAGGUACCAAGUAUCUCACAUCCAUUUUCUUCCUGUAUCAGUUGCAAAGUCAGGUGCUGUCAUCCCGUCUUCCUCUGUCCUGUUCUCCAGCAGCCUGCUGAGUUCUGAGGCAGCAGCACCUUACAGCAGAGGUGCUCUGUACGUUGUCUGCCACCCUGCUCAAAACACUGCACCAUAGUAAAGACCCAGCUCUAAGGUAGUGGAGUAUGCCCAGCACAAGCAGGAUGGCAGGUGUCAGCUGAAAGCUCGCUUUGGCUCGGACUUUUAGGGGGUUUUUUUUGUUUGUUUUCUGUCAGGAAAGUAUUUUUUCUUCUGCUGUAAUAAUUAAGGGAAGUACUGAGAGCUGACUUAAGAAGGAAGGUCACAGACUAUUGCACUAAAUACGAACCUGAGUGCCUAAAAGUCAUGAUAAAUGACAUUUCCAGUGACUGUAUUGGUGAUAAUAAUACAGAACUUUGGUGUCUAAUUAUUAGUGUGUGGUACCUCAUUUCCUAUGCUAUACUUUCCUUUUUAACAAUGCCCUGGGAGGUGGUAUAAAUAACUUUUAAAUGGAGUCUGAUUUUUAAGAACAGAGGAAACUCAACAUCUGUUUCUGGUAUUGGUAAAUACUUAUUUUAUUUGCCAUUUGUCUUAAGUUUUAUAUGCCUUUAAAGUGCCAGCUGUAUUUUGAAGACAUUCUUACAGUCGUUUUGAGUGAAAUUUUGAAUGCUACAAAUGGAAAAAUAUUAUUUUCCUGUGAAUAAACUGUGUUAAAGACAGUG